CGCUCCUCCCGCGCGCGGCCCCUGGAGUCCCCGAGGCGCGCGGCCAGCCCAGCUCGGCCCGCAGCACCGGGAGCAGCCCGGCGGCCGAGCGAGCAGGGGCCGGGCCGGGGCCUGGGGGCGCCGCCCCCGGGAGUCUCUGCGGCCCCUGAGGAGCGAGGGCGACGGCGAGGCUGACCGGGGCCGAAACCAUGAACCGGAGUUUUCACAAGUCUCAGACCUUGCGAUUCUACGACUGCAGCGCGGUGGAAGUCAAGAGCAAGUUUGGGGCGGAAUUCCGAAGGUUCUCUCUGGACCGUCAUAAGCCUGGGAAGUUUGAAGAUUUCUACAAGCUGGUUGUGCACACCCACCAUAUCUCCAACAGUGACGUAACUAUUGGCUAUGCAGAUGUGCACGGAGACCUGCUGCCCAUCAACAACGAUGACAACUUCUGCAAGGCGGUUUCUAGUGCAAAUCCCCUGCUCAGGGUCUUCAUCCAGAAACGAGAGGAGGCAGAGCGUGGCAGCCUUGGCGCGGGCUCACUCUGCAGGCGGAGGCGGGCACUGGGCGCGCUGCGCGACGAGGGACCCCGGCGGCGCGCACACCUGGACAUUGGCCUCCCGCGCGACUUCCGCCCCGUGUCGUCCAUCAUCGACGUGGACCUGGUCCCCGAGACGCACCGGCGAGUACGGCUGCACCGGCACGGCUGUGAGAAGCCACUGGGUUUCUACAUCCGAGAUGGUGCCAGCGUGCGCGUGACCCCGCAUGGGCUGGAGAAGGUGCCAGGCAUCUUCAUCUCACGCAUGGUGCCCGGGGGCCUGGCGGAGAGCACUGGGCUGCUGGCCGUGAAUGACGAGGUCCUGGAGGUGAACGGCAUUGAGGUGGCCGGGAAGACGCUGGACCAGGUCACGGACAUGAUGAUCGCCAACAGCCACAACCUCAUCGUCACCGUCAAGCCCGCCAACCAGCGCAACAACGUGGUGCGUGGCGGCCGCGCCCUGGGCAGCUCGGGGCCGCCCUCGGACAGCAUCGCAGGCCUCGGGGGUCCCCCCACCCCGCGCAUCCUGCAGAACUUCCACCCCGACGAGGCGGAGAGUGACGAGGACAACGACGUCGUCAUCGAGGGCAUGCUGGAGCCCGCGCGGUCCUCUCAGGCCCCGGGCGCGCCUGCAGGCAGCCUCUCCCGGGUCAAUGGUGCGGGCCUGGCGCAGCGGUUGCAGCGGGACCUGGCCCUGGAUGGCAGCCUCCAGCGGCUGCUCAGCUCCCUGCGGGCCGACCCGCGCCACAGCCUGGCACUGCCGCCAGGCGGCGUGGAGGAGCACGGGCCCGCAGUCACCCUCUAGACUCCGGAGAGGCCCCCAGAUCUUAGCUCCGCUUCCCUGGUAAGGACAGGGACAGGAUCUGCAGACUGCGCCCCCUCCUAUUUUGUUUAUGUGAUCACAAAAACCCUGUUCUUUACUUCCACUUCUGGAUAGAAAACACAAAUAUUGCCUAUUUUUAUAGAAUUUCUCCACAGAACUUAAAACGAACGCCUACAGACCCACUCUGCAGCAGGCCUGAGUGCAGGUCCUAGCGCCUUUGCAAAGUGAUAGGAAAGAUCUGACCAAAUGCAAAAAAUGCUUUUUUAAAUUUUACAAAAAUACUUUGUUUUUAAAAUGAAGCUUUAAAAUUACUUUUUAAAAGUACCAAAUUCACAUUUUUAACUUAGCCCAUGCAAAAUAUGCCUCAGCAUUCUCACCGUGCUUUCUGCUCUAACUUGCAGGUGAGGACUGUGCUGAUAACCCCAUCUCUACUGAAAGUACAAAAAUUAGGCAGGUGUGA
Molecule: messenger RNA, 1797 nt
Organism: Saimiri boliviensis boliviensis (Bolivian squirrel monkey)
Lineage: Eukaryota; Metazoa; Chordata; Mammalia; Primates; Cebidae
Gene: PARD6G
Product: par-6 family cell polarity regulator gamma
Biological process (GO): centrosome cycle; regulation of cellular localization; establishment or maintenance of cell polarity
Cellular component (GO): cell cortex; nucleus; apical plasma membrane
Molecular function (GO): protein binding
Source: RefSeq, a predicted model, not a curated record